Molecule: messenger RNA, 297 nt
Organism: Acaulospora morrowiae
Lineage: Eukaryota; Fungi; Glomeromycota; Glomeromycetes; Diversisporales; Acaulosporaceae
Source: the annotation of a GenBank genome assembly
AUGAGAGGAUUCAGUAAAUCAAACCAACGCCCGUGCCACCUACCUUGGGCCGAAGCUGCUAAUUCCGAGGAUCAUAUGUUUAUUGCAAGAAUUAUCACGCCUAUUAAGGGAGAGUCUACCGAAGAUAGUGAUGAUGAGGAUGAAGAUCUUGAAAGUUCGUUAUCUAAAGGUUUGGCUUGUUUAUAUCAAAAAGCGAUUAAAGCUAAAAAACGUGUGACUCAGGUAUAUCAAGAAGAAACUCAGUGUUUGUAUUACUAUGUUGAAGGGUUCGAAAAAAAUGGUAAGGAAAUUGCAUAA